Messenger RNA from Stylophora pistillata, 2568 nucleotides. RefSeq names its product N-acetyltransferase 8F1. Gene Ontology annotation, molecular function: N-acetyltransferase activity. NCBI's taxonomy places the organism in Eukaryota, Metazoa, Cnidaria, Anthozoa, Scleractinia, Pocilloporidae. The record is from RefSeq and is a predicted model, not a curated record.
CCAUUAUUGUCACUAAAAUUUUCUGCUAUCCUAUUUAGACUGUAACUCCGUUUUUUGAUACAUGUAUACACAAGAAAGGUUUAGUCCACCUAUUAACCUAUUUCGAACGUUUAGGAUUGACAUACAAAGCUCUUUCUGUUUGCGAGAGCAGCCAGGGGCGAAACGUUGGUCGAGUCUCCCCCACCUAAGGAAGUUGGGAGUAUUUCACAAUAGUGUCGUUGGAUCUUUAAAAUGAUGUACGCAGAAACUUUAAGGAAUAUGCGCAGACGGUCUGCAUUGACAGAAUGAUACCUAGUUAAUAGCCUGCACUAAAGCAACUGCAUGAGCUGGAAAUCAAGGCGGAAGAACCGUUCGCAAUAAUAUGAUAAAAAGACGUCCUUACUCUAUCCAUACUAGUAAGAUGAAUACACAGCUGCAAAAUUCCGUUGUGACUGGAGGUGGUAACGAAGUUGCAAUACGGGAAUUCCAAGACCAAGACCUUCACGACUGCCGAGAGAUUUUCACUCAGGGAAUGGAGCAGUUGAUCAGUCUAAUAGCACGUAUUGUUUUCCCGAAAUAUAUUUGGAUUUUAUCGGCUUGGAGCAUGCUUGUUUUCGUUCUCGUCAUCAAAUUCCAAUGGACCGCAUACAUCUUCACCCUCCUUGUAAUUACUUGUGUCUUGUUUGCUGCUUCGUUGUAUCUUAAUCUGUAUAUGGAAUGCUGGAGGUUCAUCGAUUCCUGUCUAGCAACAGACUUAAAGGAUAUUGGAAAGUGCUACAUGUCCAAUGAAAAAUGUCGCAUGUGGGUGGCUGAGUGGAACGGUAAAGUUGUGGGAAUGGUGGGACUGAUGCACAACGAAAGUCACAAACCAGGUGUGGGCGAACUUCAAAGGAUGUCUGUAUCACCAGCCUGUAGAAGAAUGGGAAUCGCUAGGAAACUACUCGACGAACUGCUUAAACAUGCCAAGCAUCAGCAUUUUCACAAGGUUGUUCUAACCACCACAAGUGCACAAAUACCAGCCAUUCGACUGUACAAGAAAUACGGCUUCAAACUCAGAACCUCCAUUCCUUAUCCUCAAAAGAUUCUUAGUGAUCUGCAACACUAUUGCUUCGAGUUCGAGUUAUGACCUUAGCUGUUUUUUUUUUUCCUUUUCGUUGUAUAAAAGAUCCAAAUCCUACACAUCUUCAGUUUUUAGGUGAAUUAUCUUGCUAAACCCUCAACAUGAGUGAUUGUGCGGCAGCAGGUAAACCAGAUCAUUAUGAAGGAGAUUUGAACCUUUCCAUCAUGGUAAGGAAUGUUGUAUAACGUAGACCGUAGAGCUAUGCUCGUUGGACUCAAUUUAAUUUAGCAUGAAAACCAAACGUGUAUUUUCCGGCCAUUAUGAAUGGUCUUGCAAAUGGAAUUAUUUUGAGAAGAAAUAUGAUCAUGGACACACCGCUGUCUACUAAAAUUUGCUCAUGCUCUAAAAUCAUCUUGACUAUGUAAUGCAUCAAAUUCUAGUUUUACUCGACUUGCAAUUAUUACUUUUCAACCAGAGAAAUGCUUUAAAAGAACGAUAGAGUUGGAUUAAAGUAAGCUAGGAUUCUUCCCCUCCCUUUUCACGAGAUGAAGGUUUUACUGUUUUCUCCUCGCAGAAAUACUACAUGGAUGGCUUGAAAAAGGUUUUCGUAUACGCACACAGACAAGCUGGGACAAAUAAAUACAUGUAAGAGGCCGUCUUGGCAACUGGUCACGAUACAGGAAAGAGGCUUUACCGCUCAGUCACGGAUUGAGCCACAAAUUGACCACAAUUUCUGGCCAAAUCCAUUCAAUAAUUCAUUAUUUGUGAUUCCUCAAAGAGUUCUUAGUGAGCUAUCCUUUUUCCGUCUUGGUUUUGAAGCAUCUUUUUUUGCAUGUUUGUCCAUCCUUGUGAACUGAUAGCUGCCAUGUCAGGUUGGCAUGUUUUCAUCUUCCAGGCGAAAAAAACUGAAAACUGAACAAAACAAACCAAACCGAGAAAAACAAAACAAAAGGAAUAAAUUAACAGAAACAGAAACUAAAAGUAAGGAACAAAACGAAAACAAAAUGAACGAACAAAAAACAUAUAACUUACUGAUCUCUCACAUUUCAAAAUGAUGACAGGAAGUUGAAAUGUCACGUUACGCUAUUUUCGUUAGCUUUCCUUCUAAAAACAAAUCUUGACUUAUGCCAAAUUGGCUCGUUUAAGAUUGAGACAACUGACAUGGAAACACAGUUGCGUAAUUGCUUCCUUUUUUUCUUGGAAAAGAAGCUUCACCUUUCUGAUGGUGGGUGACUAAUCCUGCUUCUGCCUCGUAGUCACAUACAACGUUCUGUAAGUGACUAGCUUCAUUAAUAUGCGAUGUAAACAUAACUGUACCAUAUCUGUGCACACUUGGGGUUAUAUUUACUUAAGAUCUGAUAACUUACAAUUAUGAGUCCUUUUGUAAUUGCAAAUGGAGAUAUUUUAUGCUAUUUCUGUGAGUGGGGAUUUCAUCAUAGUUGGAUAGAGAACAGAAUACUUUGUUAAAAAUUACAAACUCGGAGAUUAAAGAAAUUUCCAACAUUUUUCUAAACUUUGUAAAUUAAUUG